This is a messenger RNA of Branchiostoma floridae (Florida lancelet), 3774 nucleotides long. RefSeq lists its product as uncharacterized. Bases 132 to 1709 code for a protein of 525 amino acids. The transcript has 8 exons. The record is from RefSeq and is a predicted model, not a curated record. Lineage: Eukaryota; Metazoa; Chordata; Leptocardii; Amphioxiformes; Branchiostomatidae.
GUCGACACAUCUCAGAGAGAACUCAGAAGGGAGCGGUUAAAAUUCCCAUUUUCUACAAAGUCAGCCAAGAUCCAGUCACACGCUCGAGCAAUACUGUCAGCUGAGUCAUUUUUGCUGUAUCGCUGAGUAAGAUGAAUGCAGUACUCCGCGGUAUCCUCAGAGGCCGAUGGGCUGGCUUGAUUAUCGGGGUCGUAAUAGGGGGCUUUGUGGCACGAAUCUUUAUGGUUCCGGAAGUUCCUUACGUCAUGACACGCGGCAAAGAUUACCUAAAAAGCCCCGAAAGGCUGUUCCACGUCUACGAAGGGCCGAAGAAGUCGCUACAGAACUUCUUUUCCGAAGAUGCCCGAUGGUUCAAAGAAAGGCCCCCAGCCGCAGGUCAGCCAAGAAAGAUUCUGUUGGACUGCGGUGCUAACGUGGCGUCCACAGUCCAGUUUUUUAGGGAGACCUACCCAGACGGUCAGGACUUCAUCAUACACUCCUUCGAGAUAGACGAGAGGCUGGCGCCGUUCUUUGCGCCGUACCCGAAUCACGUGCUACAUUGUCCUACCGGGGUGUCCAACAAGGACGGAAAUAUGACUGCUUACUCGGAGUCAGCCUGGUCACCAGACAAGGGAAAGAACAGCGCCGUAGACAUGCAGUGGGGAGGGGGGUCACUCUUCGCUUGGGCUAAUGAGAAAAAAGACACCGAGACAGGCGGCACACGUAAGUUGGCCCAUCAUCGAACGGUGCCGACAGUCGACCUUUCCCGCUGGAUCCAGGAAAACACGGAGGUUGAGGACUACGUCAUCUUCAAGCUUGACGUGGAGGGUGCAGAGUAUGAUAUUUUAAAAAAGAUGCUGGAAGACGGAACCUUCAAGUGGGUGGACAAGUUUUACGGGGAGUAUCACUCCUGGCAGCCUGUCACAGGCUGGAACAAAGCACAAAUGGCAGAACUUGAGUCGGAUGUGCAGACGAAAGGCAAACCUAUGAUGGAAUGGGCGGCCGAGUACAGAAAAUAUGAUGACUUUGACACCUUACAUCCUUCGUUGGCAUCCGACAGGUUUGUCGGCUCUCCGGGCACAGUCUACUCCGAGUGCCAUGCUGCCACAUCGGGGCCCCCUCGCCUUACACUGGCAGUUCUAGUCGGUAUGAACGCUAAGGCCGCACACAAGUUGGUAGAGACCAUAGCAGCUCAUUCGAGCAGGAUGCCGGUCACACUCUUCGUCUAUGGAGACUUCGUGGAAACGUUUCCCAAACUGGUGAAGGAAUGGGCCAAAACUUUCACAAUAGGCAUGCGCGAGAGCCAACCGUUUCCGCUAGGACAGUUUACGCUACAGUCACCGUCCUGGAUCCAGACAGGGUUGGUUAGUGCGAUGCAACGCUUGAGCGAAGUGGAUCUGCAAACAGCCUAUUAUUUCCCUGUAAAGGUGACAAACGCCGUGAUACAAAAAGCCAAGUCUCGUGGCCUGAGGAUUAUUCAACCGACAGCUCGCUUCCCUCCAACCGAUGAGAAAUGGUACCUGUCUGUUGAGAACUACUACAGGUACAGAGAUGUCGAGAGGGUUCCCAAAGCUCUUCGCUUCAUCACCCAACAGCUGGACAACAAGGGAGGCAUCGUCAGUCUGGACUCGGACCACCCGGACAGUUACAUGAUAUCGGUCUUUCUCAUGGACUAUUUGGUCGAGAAGUCCGGUUACAACCUAGUGAGCAUUGUGGAUUGUUUGAGGUAGAUUUUGUAAUAUCGUUUGUCGCCACAAAAUCUUUCUUUAUCCUUUAUUCCAGGUAUGAAAACCCAUUGACCCACAAAAAGAUUUACUCUGAAAAUGACAGAAUAAAUUCAUAAUUUUUCGCAACAGGUUUCUGAAAGGCAUAUUUUACAAAAUUCACCAAUUUCAGGUUUAUGAUCAAAGAUCACGGAUUAAAGUCAUUUGGCUUCUAUUGAUCUAAAUUGUUCUGAAAUACUAAAACAAAGUAUAUUGAAAAAUCUAGAGACAUAUUUUAUUGGGACUGUUACGCCAAUGUUACAGGUUCUUUACGAUUGAAUGAUGCCGAGACGAUGAUGCAUAUUCACAAUUCUUUAUUCGCCACUCUCUCCAAGAUGUUUACAGUCUUCUUCUCUGGAUUACAAAUCCAGACUCCCUUCUUCUCUGGACCUCCAGUCCAGACUGCCUGUCUAACCCACUUUUUUUUCCUGACUACCCUCCUGUCUCAGCCGGGGCUAGUUCUCUAAAUUUUCGGGAGGGGAUAUCUUACAACUGCUUUUCUCAUGUAUUCUAUUCUACUCUAUUCAAAACUUACAACUGGGACUAAGGUUUUGAAAAGAAAUACAAUGGCGUGGCUGAAUCAUAACUUUUAACAAUAGGCCAUGGUGUUGCGACAUUCAGUUUAUCAUGAUUCUAACCACAAAAAAAUGAAAGUUUCCUUCUGUUAAAUUAAGCUUCAUACUUACAAAAGUUGGAUCUCUUGUUUCACAUUUUUAACAAGAUCAUACUUGUAGUUCGAUAGUGGGCUUACAGCAAGUAUAAUGUCUAGGGUACCUUGAAUAAGUUGAGACCAUUUAUGUAUAAAUACAAAUACAAGGUAAUUGCUAAAUAUGUUCAUUGCAGCACAAGUCAUGUAACAUUUAUCUCACCAUACGGCAUGAAAAACAACCUAUUUCUCAAAAUCUGCAUUUUCAACUAAAUAUUCUUGGGAUUCACUUUAUAUUUUAGAGAUACCAAAUAACAAUUAGCACAGAAAAAUAACAAGUAGAGUCAAUUCCACAUUACCAAAGUAACUGUUUAGAACUAUUCGUAACAUCCGUGUAGUGUUCUUGGUAUUAUCUGCUGCAUUCAUAGAAGAAUUUCUAACAAUCAUUAAAUAUAUUAUUUCUGUUAGUUUCAACAUAGAUUUAUCAUUUGUUAUUACAUGUUCGAACAUUGAUAACGUUCGACAUGUUUUGUAUCUGGGGCAGUGGGCUGGAAAGUGGGCAAUUCACACAUUCCUGCCCAGUACAGGAAACUGUGUGUGUCUGCCACCUUCUUACAAAAGACUCACCAGUGUCUUCUGAAGAAAAUCUAAAUAUACAAGAUCAAAACAAAGGGCCCAGCUUAGCAGCUUUGCUAAUGUUGGCAAUAAAAGUUUUUAUGGAAGGAAAAAAUGACAUAAAUUGUUGGAACAGUUGGAACAAUUACAAAAUCACAUAGAUGUUUGAAAAUUGUUCCAAAUAAAGAUACUAGUAUAUUGAUAUUAUUAAUUUUCCAAUGUUUCAACAAAUAUGAAUAGGAUCGAACAUGUUCAAACUUACAUUUUGAAUUGUUUGAACAAUUUAGAACUAUAGUGACUGAAGUACUCUUUUACUUAGUUGAAACGUAUUACAAAUAUUAUUUUAAAACCCUCUCGGUGAAUCGGAAUUGACUCUAUACAUGUAUCCAACAAAUGCAUGAAGAUACACAUUAUGCAUGUUGAUCCAGCAGUAUCUAUUCAAGCAUUUUGAAAUGUUACAAACUUUCUAUAUAUUACCUAUACAACCAAGAUUUACACAUUGAAAGAAUGGUAUGCGUGUUGUGCAAUUGUUAUUUUAAUGUUAAGUAAUUUUCUCGAUAGCCUCAACUACUGUUCCAAAACUAAGGGAAUAACAAAAACAAGGUAAAGUCAAAGAUACAUGUAAAUGAUAAGUAAGUUGGAAUGCAUUGACAUAGUCUUACAAGAUUGAAUUAAUUCAAUUUAAAUAAUUUCUUUUAUUUUGCUGUCCAAGGGUAGUGAUCCUGGUAUACCAUAUUGUAUCGUGCCCGUUACAAUUCAAAUAAAGAAAGA